GUGUCGAGCAGCCAUUGACCAGAGACGCUGCACCGUGUUUAAAUGAUACUCAGCUAAACCCGCGACGGAGAAGGAGAGUUUGUGACAGCAGCCAUGAGGAGGAAUAAAGCGGAGGUGGAGCGCUAUAUUUCCGCAGUUCAGAGCGCCUCUCCCUCUCAGAAACAGAAUUCAGUGAAAGGGUUUCUGUUUGCCAAACUUUACUUUGAGGCUAAAGAAUAUGAGCUUGCUAAAAGGCAUGUUUCGGAGUAUUUGACGGCUCAGCCGAGGGAUGCUAAAGCGCACCGGUUCCUCGGGCAGCUGUUCGAGCGGGACGGGGAAACGGACAAAGCUGUGGGAUGCUACAAGCGUUCAGUGGAUCUGAAUCCGGCUCAGUCAGACCUGGUUCUGAAGCUGGCGGAGCUGCUGUGCGGGAAACCGGAGCCUGACAACCGGGCCGAGUACUGGGUGGAGAAAGCUGCCAAGCUGCUGCCGGGACAUCCCAACGUCUUCAACCUGAGGGAGAAGCUUCUGAGCACACGAGGACAGAACGGCUCCAUCCAGCUGUACGAGCUGCUUCAGUCUGAGCUCAAGCUGCGGCCCGAUGACUCUUACAUCAAUGACCGGCUGGUGCGUCUGUACAGUGCAGACGGCCGGCACGACGAGGCGGUGAAGCACUGUCUGGAGGUGGAGAAGACCGGCCUUCUGAGGGACCGUCUGGAGUGGUACGAGCUUCUGGUCAGCACCCUUCAGGAGUAUCUCUACCGGCCAAGCGUGGCAUCGAACGAGCAGGCGUCGCGCAAGUUUCACAAGGAGCUGCUGCUGGCGCUCUGCAGCCGCGUCCGACUGACGCUGAAGGAGAAGAGCUGUGAGGAGAGUGCUGAUGCUCUCUGGAGCUUAGACCGUGCGAUGCAGUCUCUGAAGAACAAGGCCACGAACACUCUGGAUGAGCUGUCGGAGGUGUUCACGGAGACGAGAGCUCAGCUGUACCUGUACGCCGGGACGCUGCUGCUGAAGACGGCGCAGGACGGGGCGCAGCAGUGGAGGGCCGUGCGGGAUUUAGCGGCUGUCUGUUACCUCGUGGCCUAUCAGGCUCCGAGACCCAAAGUCAAGAGUUUGAAAGGUGAGCAGGCGUCCCAUGAGCCUUUGGAGCUGCUGGCCUCGGACCGCCAGAGUCAGGCGGGUCACAUGCUGUUGAAUCUGAGCCGGGACGUGGAGCAGCUGCUGAAGGAGGUGGUGGAGGCGUUCGGGAACCGGAACGGGCCGAGUCUUCUGUUCGACAUGCUUUUCGGCUCACAGGCGCACAACCAGCUCUCCUUCAUCUGCAACGACGAGAUGCACAUGGUCAGCACACACGCGCCCAGCACCGACGAUCUGGCCAAGUGGGACAGCGGUGCGGUGCUGCUGCACGCGGGCGAUCUUCAGCACCUGGCGUGGCUCGGCCUGCAGUGGGCGCUGAUGGAGCAGAGUGUUAGCCUGCAGCGCUGGCUCAAGCAGCUCUUCCCUCGCCUCACGCUCGAGACCUCCAAACUAGACACCAACUCACCCGAGUCCAUCUGCCUGCUCGACCUGGAGGUAUUCUUGUGUGGCGUUGUGUUCAGCAGUCAGACGCAGCUGCAGGAGACGGCACGGAUGGCCUCGUGCUCCUCACCGCAUCAGCCCCGGUGUUUGCCUCUGCACAUCAUCAGGCUCCUGUCCUCCGCCAAGCAGCGCGAGUGGUGGGACGCCGUCUACCGCCUGAUCCACAAGAGAGCGCUGCUUGGGACGUCGGCUAAACUGCGGAUGCUGGUUCAGCACGGUCUCGGCACGCUGCGCGCCGGAGAGAAACACGGCCUUCAGCCGGCGCUGCUCAUCCACUGGGCUCAGCAUCUCACUGAUGUGGGGGAACGGGUGAACUCUUACUAUGAUCAGAAGGACUAUGCAGGCCGCAGUGUGCACUACUGGAAAGUUGUGCUUCCCUUGCUUGAGAAAAUCCGAAACAAACGCAGUAUUCCUGAACCUCUGGAGCCGAUGUUCAUGCACUUUCACAGUAUAGACAUACAGCCUUCUCAAGUGCGAGUAUAUGAGGAAGAGGCCGCCAUAAGCUCUGCCACACUGCUUGACAUCGAGGGCAACACCGACGAGGCUAUCGCAAAGCUGGAGAAGCUCAACAGCACCUCGUCUAACUGGCAUCUUGCUAAGAUCUAUCAGAGGCUGUCGGAGGAGGCGGGAAACGGGAUGGAGGAGACGCAGGGCAGGUGCACCAACUUCCUCCUGCAGUUCAGGAAAUACCUGACAAAGAUUUAUCAGGCCAGUCCAGAAGACAUGGACAAGUUGCCUGUGUCUAUGGAGGAUGUGAUGGAUAUGCUGAACGAGGUCAACCAGCAGCUUGCAGAAGAUGACGAGCGGGAUGAAGAUCAUGUGGACUAUCCGCUGACGUCCAGCCCCGGUCAGCCCACUGAGCAACAUGUGAAGUUCUCCACUCCGUCUCCGUCUCCAUCCAAAAGUGCCACGUCUCCAUCUAAAAGAUCCAUGUUCUCGCCCAAAACGACUCCUCUCUGGGCCGAGGACCAAAAGUCCCUCCUGCAGAUGCUGUGCCAGCAGGUCGAGUCCUUGAAGAAUGAGGUUCAUGACCUGCGCCUUAAUUCCCCUGAAGCGACAGCAUCCUCAUAUAGGAUGUACAGAGAUAAUUAUCCUGCAGAAGGACUUCAGGAAGGAUUUCCUGGACCACAGGCCUUCCAUGGUGCUCCUCUUACUGUUGCCACUACAGGUCCCUCUGCAUACUACAACCAGUCUCCAGCAUAUAAUUCACAGUAUCUUCUACGCACUGCUGCAAAUGUUACACCAACAAAGGGCCCAGUAUACGGGAUGAAUCGUCUUCCUCCACAGCAGCAUAUGUAUGCCUACCAACAAUCAACACACACACCACCUCUUCAGUCAACUCCUGCAUGCAUAUAUCCUCAAGAGCAGGUCUUUGGUGCUCCCAUCCGGUUUGAGUCACCAGCUACAUCCUUACUCUCCCCAUACAGUGAAGAGUAUUAUGGUCACAAUUUUCCUCAACCUACAGUCAAUCCAACAUUACCAGAGCCUGGAUAUUUCACUAAGCCAUGUGUCGAUACAUCCACGCAGCCAUCCAAGAGCAGUGAAAACAAGGCUGUUGACCCCAAGAUGAGUCUUGGGUCGCAGUUCACAGGUGAACCUCCUAAGGUUCCAAACUUUGGGGGGGUUGCCGGUGCCCCAUCAACAUCGGCAACAACUGCAUUCAAGUUCAACUCCAAUUUCAAGUCCAAUGAUGGUGAUUUCACCUUUUCCUCAGCUCAGAUGAAAAAUAGUGAAAGCCUCUUGGGACUUCUGACGUCAGAUAUUCCUCCCAAAGCGGAAGGACCAUCAGAACCGAAACAUCAGACCCAAGAGCAUCCGCCUAGCCAAAGUGGAGUCUUUACUUUUGGAAGUAAAAGUGCCACAGGGUUUUCAUUCACCGAUGCUGCUCAGAGCAAAAUGAAUAUUUUUGGCAACACUGACCAAAGCUUUAGCUUUGCAAGUGGAACCAAACCUGUAUUAGGAAAUCCAGAGGUUCGGGAAGAGAAAAGCGGGGAAAGUGAUAAUGAUAGCACCCAUGUGGAUGAGGAAGAGGAUGGACCUCAUUUUGAGCCCAUUGUGCCUCUUCCUGAUAAGGUUGAUGUGAAAACGGGUGAGGAGGAGGAAGAGGAGAUGUUCUGCAAGAGGGCAAAACUCUUCCGGUUCGACCCUGAGACUAAAGAAUGGAAAGAGAGGGGCAUUGGAAGUUUCAAAAUUCUAAAACACAGAACAUCCGGGAAAGUUCGUCUGUUGAUGAGGAGGGAACAGGUUCUCAAAAUCUGUGCUAAUCACUAUAUCACUGCAGAUAUGGUCCUCAAACCAAAUGCUGGAUCUGACAAGUCCUGGGUGUGGUAUGCUAUGGACUAUGCAGAUGAAAUGCCCAAGACUGAGCAGUUGGCCAUUCGUUUUAAAACUGCGGAUGAGGCCACACUGUUUAAAUUCAAAUUUGAGGAAGCUCAAAAAUUCAUUCUAGAGUCCCCACAAGGCCAACAAAUGGAAAAUAAAUAUGAAACUCCGAAGCCUCAGGUUUCAUCCAAAGAAAUGGAUCUUAAAACACUGUUUUCCAAGAAGACGGGUGAAUGGGACUGCAAUGUGUGCUGUGUAAGAAACGCUCCCACAUCUGCAGUGUGUGUUGCCUGCAACAGUGCAGCUCCUUCUACAGCAAAGGAAAAACCUGUAGUGUCCCCACAUGGCCAACAGUUGAAAAAGAAAUGUGAAACUCCAAAGCCUCAGGUUUCAUCCAAAGAAAUGGAUCUUAAAACACUGUUUUCCAAGAAGACGGGUGAAUGGGACUGCAAUGUGUGCUGUGUAAGAAACGCUCCCACAUCUGCAGUGUGUGUUGCCUGCAACAGUGCAGCUCCUUCUACAGCAAAGGAAAAACCUGUAGUGUCCCCACAUGGCCAACAUUUGAAAAAGAAAUGUGAAACUCCAAAGCCUCAGGUUUCAUCCAAAGAAAUGGAUCUUAAAACACUGUUUUCCAAGAAGACGGGUGAAUGGGACUGUGAUGUGUGCUGUGUAAGAAACGCUCCCACAUCUGCCGUGUGUGUUGCCUGCAACAGUGCAGCUCCUUCUACAGCAAAGGAAAAACCUGUAGUGUCCCCACAUGGCCAACAGUUGAAAAAGAAAUGUGAAACUCCAAAGCCUCAGGUUUCAUCCAAAGAAAUGGAUCUUAAAACACUGUUUUCCAAGAAGCAGGGUGAAUGGGACUGUGAUGUGUGCUGUGUAAGAAACGCUCCCACAUCUGCAGUGUGUGUUGCCUGCAACAGUGCAGCUCCUUCUACAGCAAAGAACAAACCUGUAGAGGAACUUAAAGGCUCUGCGCCUGUGGCUCCUCCUGCCAAAUCUUUUUCUUUUGGACUUACUGGAGACACUGAUGUCAGCUCAAAGGGAUUAGCAUUUGGGUCUCAAAUACCAGUUUCUUUUCAAUUUGGAUCAAAUGAUUCUGCAGUAACAUCCGUUGACCUUGCAGCUCAGGCUGAUAAGAAAACUAUUCAGACUGAUGCACCACAACAUGCGAAAGUCUCAUUAACUCCAGUUUUCCCUUUUGGCUCUGGUUUUGGCUCUCAAUUUGUCAAGAAAGAGGGUCAAUGGGACUGUGACUCCUGCUUAGUGAGGAAUGAUGCUUCAGCAACUGAAUGCGUUUCUUGCAAAGCCCCCUGCAGCAUUAAGUUAGCUGCCAUGUUUGGUAAAAAAGAGGGACAGUGGGAUUGUGACACUUGCCUGGUAAGAAAUGAAGGUACAGCUAGGCAGUGUGUUUCAUGUCAGGCAGCAAACCCAAAUAUGAAAGGCAAGACUUCAUCAAGUUCCUCUUUUUCAUUCAGUUUUGGUAGUUCUAGCAAGCAACCUGCUGCAACAGGAUUUACUGCCAAUUUCAAUCCAGGUCCUGCUUUUCAGUUUGGUACAAGUAAGGAAAAAGCAUCCUCAGAAGGUUUUAAGUUUGUAGAGUCCUCUACAUCUCAGGCUGAUAAGUCAAGCAGUUCAAAUUUUUCGUUUUCCAUGCCAGUCCCCGAUGGUGGUUUCAAGUUUGGGAUUGCAGAAUCUGAGGCAAACGCAUCAGACGGACAGUCACAAAAUGGAUCUGCAUCUGACCUCCUAAAAAAUAUUGCUGAACUUCACAGAGAGAAGGAAAAAGAAGCAAUCCCAAGUUCCUCAGAUGAGCUCGUAGACACUGGUAGCCACGAUAAUAAUCCCCUCAUUACCGGUAAGCCUAAUUCCUUUGGUUUCGCAGAAUUGGCAAAUACUUCACAGGGUAGUUUUCAGUUCGGCCAGAAGGAUAUUGCUGAACUUCACAGAGAGAAGGAAAAAGAGGCAAUCCCAAGUUCCUCAGAUGAGCCCUUAGAUACUGGUAGUCACGAUAAUAAUCCCCUCCUUACCGGUAAGCCUGACUCUUUUAGUUUUGCAGACUUGGCAACGUGCUCACAAGGUAGUUUUCAGUUUGGCCAGGAGGAUCCCACUUUCAAAGGCUUUGCCGGGGCUGGCCAGCAGCUGUUUACAGCAAUUAAAUCCAGCUCCAAGACAGACACCUCUGCUGAUCAAGAAGAUGAAAUGUACAGAACAGAGGACAAUGACGAUAUUCAGUUUGAGCCAGUUGUUCAGAUGCCUGAGAAGGUUGACCUUGUUACAGGGGAAGAAGAUGAGAAAAGCUUGUAUUCGCAGCGUGUCAAACUCUUCAGAUUUGAUACAGAAACAAGCCAAUGGAAAGAAAGAGGAGUUGGAAACCUUAAGCUGCUCAAAAAUAAUAAGAAUGGGAGACUUCGAGUUCUUAUGAGGAGAGAGCAGGUGUUGAAGGUAUGUGCUAAUCAUUGGAUAACAACCACAAUGAACUUGAAGCCCCUCUCUGGGUCAGACCGAGCCUGGAUGUGGAUAGCCAAUGACUUUUCAGAUGGAGAUGCCAGAUUAGAACAGCUUGCGGCAAAAUUCAAAACACCAGAGCUUGCAGAAGAGUUCAAGCAAAGAUUUGAGGAGUGUCAGCGGCUGCUAUUGGAUAUUCCUUUACAGACCCCUCACAAGCUUGUGAAUACUGGCAGAACGGCCCAACUUAUACAGAAAGCUGAAGAAAUGAAAUCUGGUCUUAAAGACCUCAAAUCAUUCUUGACUUUCCAAAGCAAGGAUGAUGAAAGUAGCAUUGCAGGUAUCAGUACCUCUUCAGUCAUAGUCAAGCUCGACUCUGAAAGCACCACAACUGCUUUAGAAUGGGAUAAUUAUGAUUUGCAAGAAGAAGCACUUGAGAACUAUGCUGAUUCUUCUGUGUGCAAUACAUCUUUGCAGCCUGAUCCAGUAGCAAAAAGUUUGUUCCGUUUUGGCGAAUCGUCCACAGGUUUUAGUUUCAGUUUUCAGCCUAUUCUCAGUCCCUCCAAGUCUCCAUCAAAGCUAAACCAGAGCCAGGCUUCUGUAGGCACAGAUGAUGAACAAGAAGCAUCGCAAGAGGAAGAUCGAGAUGGUCAGUACUUUGAGCCUGUUGUGCCAUUGCCUGAUCUUGUCGAGGUCUCAACAGGAGAGGAGAACGAGCAAGUCAUUUUCAGUCACAGGGCCAAACUAUACCGCUAUGAUAAAGAACUUAGUCAAUGGAAGGAACGAGGUAUAGGAGACCUUAAAAUACUACAAAACUACGAAACAAAGCGCGUCAGACUUGUUAUGAGGCGGGACCAGGUCCUGAAACUGUGUGCAAACCAUUGGAUUGCUUCAAAUAUGAAUCUUGAGCCCAUGAAAGGAUCCGAGAAAGCAUGGAUCUGGAGUGCCUUCGAUUUUGCUGAAGGGCAGGGCAAGAUUGAACAGUUGGCUGUACGGUUUAAACUGGAGGAAACUGCAAGAAUGUUCAAAGAAGUCUUCGAAGAGGCAAAGACUGCCCAGGAAAAAGACACUCUUCUCACCCUGCUUUCCGCAAGAGUACCUGCCUUCAGCCAAGAGCCACUUUGUGGUAAGGCUGCAGUUGCUGUACUUGAGGAAACCACAAAAGAACGUACUGAACUUCCUGAGGUUGAAAGCAGCCCUAAACUAGAUGGGUCGCCUGGGGCAGAGCUUGGCGCUCAGGUCACCAAGACUCCCAAGUUCUCUCUGGUCUCUCCUCCCAAGUUCGUCUUUGGUUCAGACUCUGUGGAGAAGAUCUUUGGGAGCCCUUUGUCAUCAAAAGAGAAAUCACCUGUUAUGAUUCCCAGUCCAAAAGAUGAGGAAACGAGUGCCUCAAGACUGAAAACCUCUGGACAGGAAGUGACCAGUCAACCAUCCAUUGGGAAUCCUUUCAGCAUCCCAACAAGUUUGGAUUUUAGGCUUUUCAAAAAUAAUCCAAUGGCAUUUUGGAGCUGCACAUCAGCCACCCAGUUUGAAGCCCAAGUUUCGCCUGGGUCAGAACAGAAGAACGCUCCGGACGUGUGUGAUGAUGAAGAUGGUGAUGAUGUUGAGAUUAUAUUUGAGCGUAAGCCAACGAGAGAGCAGGCAGAACUGGCCGCCCGACUGAUGCUUCCUCCUGCGUUCUUCUGUUACAAAAACGUCCCAGGAUACGUCAGUGACGAUGACAAUGAUGAUGAAGAUUUUGAAACCGCAGUGAGGAAUCUGAGAGGAAAGCUGUAUCCGGACGGAGCUGAUGGGGCGUCAGAUCACGACUCUGAGGUCACACUAGUGUGGGAGAAGCAGCCGACUGCAGACGAGGAGCAGAGAGCCAGACGCCUGAAGCUGCCGCCCACCUUCCUCUGCGGCGUCAGCAGCGACUCCGACUCCGAGCGACCCGACGACUUCAGCGCAGAGCUACACACACUGCAGCACGCUCAGGUGAAGCCGAAGCCUUCCCAUGAUGCAGCAGCGGAAGAGCCUCCCGUGGACGGCAGCAUUGACCCCAUUGACCUCUCCACGAAGAGGAGCAGCGAGAGCGAGUCCAGCUCCACUGCAGCAGGUCUUCCUUUUGCAUUUGCAUCUGCAUCUGAGAGUGCGUUUUCAUUUGCAGACUUGGCAAAGACUUCAGGAGAAUUUGCUUUUGGCAAAAAAGAUGCAAAUUUUUCUUGGUCAAACGCCGGAGCCACGGUCUUUGGUAGUGCACCAGCGCGAACUGAAGGAGGGGAAGCACACAAUGAAGGAGAAGAGGGCAGUGAUGACGAAUCUCCCCGUAAUGAGGAGAUCCACUUUGAGCCGAUCGUGUCCUUGCCAGAGGUGGAGGUGAAGUCUGGCGAGGAGGACGAGGAUAUUCUGUUCAAAGAAAGGACUAAACUCUACCGCUGGGACCGCGAGCUCAACCAGUGGAAGGAGCGCGGUGUGGGAGACAUCAAGAUCCUCUUCCACCCCGUCAAGAAGUGCUACCGUGUGCUGAUGAGACGCGAGCAGGUGCUGAAGGUCUGUGCUAACCACACCAUCACCCAGAGCAUCGAGCUCAAGCCCAUGAACACCUCGGCCAACGCGCUGGUGUGGACCGCCACCGACCACUCAGAGGGAGACGGGAAGGUCGAGCAGCUUGCGGCCAAGUUCAAGACUCCAGAGCUGGCCGAGUCCUUCAGACGAGCGUUCGUCGACUGCCAGAGCUUCAUGUCGCGGGCCGACUGCACUCAGGUGUCCGUGGCCGAGGCGCAUUCUCGAGACUCCAAUCCUGUAGUGUUCUUCAACAUGGCUGUCGAUGGCGAGCCAGCUGGGAGAAUCGUCAUGGAGCUGUUCGCUCACAUCGUUCCCAAAACGGCGGAGAACUUCCGGGCUCUGUGCACGGGCGAGAAGGGCUUCGGUUUCCACAGCUCUGUCUUCCACAGGAUCAUCCCUGACUUCAUGUGUCAGGGAGGCGACAUCACCAGCGGGGACGGGACGGGAGGACGGUCCAUCUACGGAGGGAAGUUUGAGGACGAGAACUUCGACGUGAGGCACACGGGCCCGGGACUGCUGUCCAUGGCCAACCGCGGCAGAGACACCAACACCUCGCAGUUCUUCAUCACACUCAAGAAAGCAGAACACCUGGACUUCAAGCACGUGGCUUUCGGCUUCGUCAAAGAAGGCAUGGAUGUGGUGAAGAGAAUAGCAGAGCUGGGCAGUAAGGACGGCAAACCCACUAAAGCCAUCACCGUCUCAGACUGUGGACAGUUGUAAACUUUUCUACGUUUGGCAAACUUCUGUUCAUGUGAGA
Rhinichthys klamathensis goyatoka is the source of this 9625-nucleotide messenger RNA. RefSeq names its product E3 SUMO-protein ligase RanBP2-like. The transcript has 29 exons. Gene Ontology annotation, molecular function: protein binding; GTPase activator activity; peptidyl-prolyl cis-trans isomerase activity. NCBI's taxonomy places the organism in Eukaryota, Metazoa, Chordata, Actinopteri, Cypriniformes, Leuciscidae. Gene Ontology annotation, cellular component: nuclear pore; cytoplasm. Gene Ontology annotation, biological process: NLS-bearing protein import into nucleus; protein peptidyl-prolyl isomerization; protein folding. The record is from RefSeq and is a predicted model, not a curated record. Bases 94 to 9588 code for a protein of 3164 amino acids.